AUGAAAAGUAUGGAAACAAGAGCGAAUUUAAGGGCUAGGGUGUCCCCCUCACGCGACGACACUGUGAUCACGAAUGCAGCAAAUGCUAGGGCUUUCCCCCGAAGCGACGCAAAGGUCAAUGCCGCGCACCAAUUUAACCAGAAACUGCGCAUUGCAAACUGGAACGUGGGCUCAAUGACCGGACGCAGCUCAGAGCUAAGUGAAGUCCUUCUAAGAAGACGUGUAAACAUCUGCUGUAUACAAGAGACAAUAUGGAAGGGGUCCAAGUCCCGUGAUAUUAGAAACGGCUUCAAGCUACUCAAUAACGGCUCAAUCACAAAUAAAAACGGAGUGGGCAUUGUGAUUGAUCAAGACCUACAGGAGCACGUAGUCAACCGCGGAAGCGACAGGCUCAUGGCAAACAAAUUUGUCCUCGAUAAUCAGCCAUGCAUGAAUAUCGUAUCAGCGUAUGCACCACAAACUGGGUGCACAACAUCUGAAAAAGAAAUCUAUUGGAACGACCUGGCUGACCUAAUACAGUCGAUACCCUCUACAGAAACAAAAUACAUCCUGGGAGACUUCAAUGGGCAUAUAGGACAAACAUCACCUAUCAACGCGAGAGUGCAUGGAGGUUUCUUUUGUACGAGCACCCAAGUCGACUAUAUAAUGGCAGACCGACACCUUCUCAAAAUCUUUCGCGACUGCAAAGUGAUACCAGGGGAGAAUCUUACAUCACAACAACGACUACUGGUUGCAGACUAUAACAUGCCAAGAGCAAUAAAAGUGAGAAAAGAAAAAAGGGCACCAAAAAUCAACUGGCAUAAACUAGUUAGAGAAGAAGGGCAGAAGCUAUGCUCAGACCUCGUGGCGCACUUAGAGUAA
This is a messenger RNA of Leptidea sinapis, 861 nucleotides long. RefSeq names its product craniofacial development protein 2-like. The transcript has a single exon. Gene Ontology annotation, molecular function: catalytic activity. Gene Ontology annotation, cellular component: nucleus. Lineage: Eukaryota; Metazoa; Arthropoda; Insecta; Lepidoptera; Pieridae. Gene Ontology annotation, biological process: chromatin remodeling. The record is from RefSeq and is a predicted model, not a curated record. The coding region runs from base 1 to 861 and encodes 286 amino acids.